This is a messenger RNA of Daldinia loculata, 336 nucleotides long. RefSeq lists its product as uncharacterized. NCBI's taxonomy places the organism in Eukaryota, Fungi, Ascomycota, Sordariomycetes, Xylariales, Hypoxylaceae. The record is from RefSeq and is a predicted model, not a curated record. The coding region runs from base 1 to 336 and encodes 111 amino acids. The transcript has a single exon.
AUGGCUGUUCCCGUAUUCCUCCAAUCAGUAUCAGGAUGGUCCUUCACUAUGUAUGAUACUGAGGACUGUAGCAACUCGACAAACUCGGACGCGGUCGCAGAUAGAGUAGAACGACAAGGCGAUGUCGAUUGCGACGUAGUCCUAAAUGCGGACCAGCAUAAGUCGGUCCUAGGUGGAGUCCCGGCUGGAAGCGAGUGCCGCAUUUCAUUCUAUCCCGUCAAGGAUUGCGGAGGCAGAGUCGCGUUUAGCUUGACACAAGACACUACGUCUUGUCUUUCCAUCGAGGACCUUGUUGCACCACUGGCAUAUUAUAGCGCUACGAACUGCGCAUCAUAA